GGGAGCGAGUCUCUGCCUGAUCACUACGCCGACACAAGAAAAGUAGUCCCUCCGCACCCAUCGAAGAUUUCUAAUUUCUCUUUCCAAGACAACGAAAAAAGUUGUCUAAGAAUGUAUACCGUCGCGUUAUCGGUUAAGUAGCACCACAUUUCGGGGUAUUAAUUGAGUAAAUUGAGUUUGGAUCAGUCAGCUGCAGUUUCAGCUCAUUUAUUCGUGCAGCGUCUCUACCCUAGGUAGGACGACGAAAGCUCAGCAGUACUUUCCGACUUGAUGUAAUUUGUGUAAUCUGUUAUACAAGACCUGUUUUUCUCCGCGGGUCCGAGUGGUACUCAAGCCAAGCUGGAUGCCUUUCAAAUGAACGCGAUGGAGCUGCAGACCCUUCAGAGUCAACUUAAAAGUGCCAUCCAGAACCAUCAGAUCGUGCUGUCAAAAAUGCGCAUUGAUCCUCAGAAUUCGGCCCUUCAAAGGCAGCUACACGACUUGCAAGCCGAAAUCCUGACGCUGAGCGAGCAGCAAAAACAGGUGGUACAGCAACUGAGGACAGAGCUUGAGCGGAAGCAAAGUUCAGCAGUGCUAAAGCUUUCUCACAAUGCACAACUCCUACCCAGGGCUGUGCUGGGUGGUGCAGGCGUUCCGGUGAAGCUGCAGGCAGCCCUCAAAGGAGGACCGGGUGGUGUGCUGCUGCCACAGGUGGUGGUGGUUCCGAGCUGCAGUGGACCCCCUCACGGGCCGCCCAGUCUGCUGGCCCCAUCGAUACGUGUGCCCCAGUACCCGCCUUGUGGCCAGCGCCUGACUCCACAGCAGCCGCUUGUGCAGGCCCAACAUCAGCAACCCCAGCAUCAGCAUCCCAGCAGCAGCAGCAGCAGCAGCAGCAUCAGCAAUCUCAGCAGCAGCAAGAAAGAGAAAACUAGUUCAAAACAGCACACCUUGGUUGCCACUGGCCCUGCGGUGCCACGGGUCCCCAAGUCCUGCGUCGCUGUGCUUGUGCAGGCAAGCAGCAUCAACAGCACAGCUGCAGGACUGAUGGUGCCAAACCUCGGAACCACCGUUGUCCACAGCAACACCCACACCACCACUGCCACGACGACCACGACUGCCACCACCAACGGCAUCUGUGGAACAGGUGCAACCACAACGGUGACAGUGACAGCUGCGACGCCUGCACCCGUGCCCACUGCGGCCGUGGCUCCUCCUCGCAAGAACGUGGCUGUGGGUCCCCCUCCUCCAAGUGCCCCUCCACCAACUAAGGAGGACCAUCAGAAGCUGGAACUGCUUGGUGCCUUGGGCCUGAUGACCCGGGAGGCUCUGCGCGAGCUCCAGCAUCGUCGGGGAGAGCGCAAGCGGCGCACCACUGCCAACCCCCACUUUUCCAGUGCUGCUCUGGAGGAGAAGCGGCGCAACGCACUGCUCCUGAUUGGUGAGAACAUGGCCUCGGGCAGGAAAUGUCAAAAGGUGCGAUCACGCCUUGGCUCAUCCACACCGAGUUCACCAGAAGCAUCAUCGAACGAGACCAUGCCGAAUGGCCACCCGUCACCACCACCCUGUUGCGAUGUCACCACAAAGAGAGAAGAAGCGCCAGUGCUUCUGAAUGGAGACGUGUUGCAAAGCUGGACGAAAAGUACUCCGGAAGAUCAGGUCACAAACAACUCCUUGGGCUGGGUCAGUGACUACACCCUACUCAAAAGUGCCAAAGCGGAAGAAAAGCAGAAGCUGCUGAAGAGAAGCCUGGAACUAAAAGCUGAGCGCAUGCAGCUAGAAGCAAAGAAACAGCAGCUGUCCGAGAUCAUUGCUAACCAGCAGAAACGGCGCCUGGAGCUGCAGCUUGCCCUGCAGAAUGUUCAGAACUCGUUGGAAAAGUUUGAGCGUGUUGUGAAACUCUUCAAAGAGGCCUCUUGAUGAGACUGGUGGUAGAGAGAGCGCGUGAGUGCUGCUGCAUCCCUGUGAAGUUUUCUCCCACAUUUGGUGCGAUUUGGAAGAAGUAGCCUCCUCUUGGAAGUCCUGCCCACAUUGCUGUACCAGCCUAUAAGCCGACCCACUCAGGACCGCCUCCUGCGCCACCCAUUGAGUCUACACUACAGGUGCCGCAUGCCAUUGUGCGCGGGGAGACGUAGCCCUUGGCGCUUGGGGUUGUGGAUGUUUCGGCAUUGAGUGAAAGGAGGCAACACUGUACACUACAAUUUUGGACACUGCAGUGUUUGUGCGUGCGUGCGUGUGUGUGUGAUUGAGUGAGUGAUAGAGGGAAGGAACGAUGUGAAUACCACGGAUGGUGAUGUGUUCAUGCAUACUCCGUGCUUUGGCUCCAAUUGUGCGAGAAGAACUGCCAACGUUCUAGUCAUGUGUGCCGGGCACCGUUGUCGGCUGCGGCUUUCUGAAUAUUGCCAUUCCACGGAGGUAUCAAGCAGCAUCUGCCCAGCUUUUUAAAUGUGCUUUGGAGUGUACAAGAACGGUCCGGUUAAUAUAGUGAUGUUUGGUUUCUGCAUGCAUGCUUUUAUUUAUUUAUUUUUUUCCUUUCUAUUCUUUUUCUGACUUUUUUGCCUUAAAUGUAGAGAGAUCUUUCAGUAAGAUGGUGCGUAUGCAUCUGGGUGAGAAGUUGUUUUCUCACACAAAAUUAGGCAAAACUUUGUCUUUGCUGGUCCCUCGCUGUUUAUCUUUCUUCCAGCUUACCGUAACAUUGGCAGAAAUUAAAAUAAAAUUUGUAGACAGUGUUUAGAACCUAAACUGCAAUAUAUAACAAAAUAAUAAAUCAGAUUCCUAUAAGGGGUCUUGUUUUGUUCUUUGUUUUUGUUUUUCCUUUUUUUGUCCAUGUGAAAUGUAUCAUUAUUAUGCUUUGCUUGCAAUGUUUUUAUUGUGCAGUUUACAGAGCUAAAUGUUUCAUCAAAUGAAGUUACAGGAGAGAUAAUAUAAAGGCAUGCAUCUAUGGGCCAUGCCAAAGCUUAUUUAUGUGUUGAAAGUUUCUGGAAUGGAGUGAUAACAGCUGCUUGUUAGACCUUAUGGCACCUGAUAAUCCCAGAACUGUUUUUAAUGCGUGCCUGAUGGGCUGUUGGCACUGUAUAGGUGCAGACUUAACACGUGCCCUCGCAUUUUCCUCCUACUUUGCAAAGUGUUGAGAUUUAGAAUGUGCCGUCACUGCUACUUGCCAAGGCAUGUUUCACAAUGUACAACAGCGGGACUUUGAUAUGUGCAUAUCUUGCCAUCUCCCAUCUUUGUGAAGUUGCAAAUGCUCAAGCCUAGAGAAGGAGGCGGGGGUGCAAUCAUCAUUGACAGUAAUCGUCAUGUGUCUGUGACACGUUAACAGGGGUUGGCCACAUGAUAAUUUGGCAGUUAAUGAGUGACACAUUUUUAUGUUUUGCUGUGAUGUGCUCUGUUAAAGCAUUUGAUUGUCUACUGUCUUGGAGCAUUAUGAACUGUCUACCUGUCUGUAUUGAUAAACAGUGAGUGUACAAGGAAAGGCUUGACGUCAGGGUCUCAUUUUUGUUCUGAUGAGUGCAAGCAUUGUCUAUACGUUGCUGGUUGUUGAGGCUGGACUUGUCUGCAUACUGUUUAUCAAUUCAAGUAUUCAACUUCCAUAAACUCCUUUGUGCAAUCUGUGUUCAAUCACAGAAAUCUUAAUAGCAGACAGUAGUGCGAGAUAUGGCAUAAUAAACAAUGUGCCAUCAGUCAGGGUAUUACCAUUGACACUGCAACCCCCACCCCCUUUUUUAAAAAUUAUGUCUGGUUUAAGAUUCUUUUAUUGUGCGUUACUGCUUGUAAUUCUUUUGUAGAAAAAAAUAAGUACUCACUGAGAUUGAUCUGAAGGCCAACAUUGCUUGCCAGGUGGACUACUGUGUGCCAAAUAAGGUUUGCAUUUGACAUGUGCGACUGCUUGAUGCCUGCAACUUCUGACACAGAAAAAAAUGUGCGUUUGGACUUCUGUAUGACCCUGCUGUGCUGUACAGAGUACUGCUAUGUUGCAACACCUAGUAUUUUUAUGGUUUCAUUUCACAAGUUUAUAUAAACACAAGAUUGCUGGUAGGACCAAGAGGCAAUGUUCACUGAACCUGUGUUUCAUAUCAGCAGCUAGUCAUUGCCUAACAACUCUGCCCAGUGCUUUAUCAGAUAUGUAACUAGCCAAUGGUAGCAUGUUUUUGUAUGCAGCAACCUCUUGGGAAGAAUUUGAGAAACCUUGGUCACAGUUCUGAAAUGAAUGGCUACUGUUCAACUCAGCUUGUUAUGCAUCAUUGGUGAGACUCAUUCUCUUUGCACAAUACUUUAGAGAGCUUUUCCAGCCCACCACACUAGCAACACAGCACUGACUUAGUUUACUCAAAACUGCUGCAUGGAGAAGUACCAGAAAUGCAUCUGUCUAAGCCACAGAUUUGUGAAAUGUUUUGCUCAGUAAACCGAAUGCUUUCUUUGCCAAAAUGGUAUGCUGAUGCCAGUACCAUGAGUUUAGGGUUCAGUAUUGGGCAGCUUAUUCAGUAACUGAUGUAGUAUGAUGUUAGCACACAAACGAGACAGGUUAUUGAUAAUUGUCAGACUACAGGGUGCUGUUGAGUUGUAUUGACUGAAUGAUGAGUAGGCUUUCAAGAUUUGAGUGAAUGGGAGCGAGGGAUUAUGCUUGCCAUUUCUUGAAUUGUGAGGAAUGUGCUGGAGUUGCCAUGCUUGCCACAACUUGUAAGCCAAUUCUGAGUUUAUCGCAUUGCUUAUUAAAAGUAGAAAGAUAACCUCUUCUUUCAAGUCUAAGCAACAACUCCAUUUUCAGCAUUAAGGUGUUUAAAAAAAAUUGUGCAAGAAUGUUUUGCUGAAAUAUAGGCCAUUGCCAUUUGAGAAGAAGUCAUGGUAAAGUCUUCUAAGAAAUGCAGCACUGCACUUGAGCUCGACAGGAUAAAAUGAAUGUCCAAAUGGUUCUCUUUAGUGACCGUGGAAGAUGGUUAAUCAGGUGAUUAACCUGCGGUCAACACAACUUUCUAGUGUUUGUUUCUGAAGUAUUUUCAGUAAGGCAAUUCUCGCUCAAAUAUAAUAUGACUGUGAACCUAAGCACCUUCCCUUGCUUUUGUUGUCAUGGAUGCUAAACAGAAAAAAAAAGUGUAGUUCCAAAAAAGAAAUAUCACAACUGUUUUAUGCCUGGUGUCAUGUUUUGUUGAUCACUUUUAUUAAUGUUCCAUUAGCUGGACAACAAAUAGAUGCUGAAGAGGCGAGUUGGUUUCCAAUGAAGGAAGUGAAGUUGUGAUCAGAGAGACUAAAAACUAAGAUGAACUUAUGCAUCUUACAGGGGACCUGCAACAUCUUUUAUCAGAAUGUGCCUGCUAAUGCAGUGUACUUCUUUGCGAGCAUGUCCUAAAUAAGUUCUUAAAUAUACUUUGUGUUUUCAACGUCACUGGCUUUCAAAUGAUGCCAACCCUCAUAAUCACAAGCUUUGCUCACUUUUCAGUUGUGUGAAGUUAUGCUUUUACAUAAUGAAAAUGCAUGUUCGGUCCAUCACAAUGGGAAGCUCUUCUACUCACAUAAUCCUGAGGUUGUUUGAGGUGUCACUACAUUCUUCUGUCUGAUACUUUAGGUCAUAGUAUAGGCACAGUAGUGGUAUUGCCAUCCACCACCAGGUAGUGCUGUUGCCCUAUCAUUAAUGAGAAUUCGGUUACUCUCAGGAUGCACUGCUUGACUAUGACUUCGAAAAACACCCAGGCACUGGCCAUUGUGUACAUAUGUGUAUGGAAUAUAUACAAAAAGUCUGUGGGACUAGGGAGGCCGAAGGAAUCCUAGCUGUAUGUUGAAUUAAACAAAAGUUUUGUAGAUUUAAUGGUGGAUGCAGAUUUCCAUGUUCUUGUUGGUUAGCAACUAAGCUGGUGUUUUAUGCUCAAAAGGUGUUGCAGGAACCCAUUGGUCAACUCGGAGCCAGAUUUUCUGCUCAUGUGUUCCACUGGUCAUUUUGAAUCUUCUCUUUCCUCGGCAGAUUGCAACAUUGGCUGCAGUUUUUAGGCAAAGUUUCAUCCGGGUCCUACACUCAUGCAAAACAGGGAAUGCUGCAUAGGCUACAGAAGUUCCUCUGCCAGACAAUAGUGCAUGAAAUAUGAAAGGUGUGGAUGGUACAGCUACAUGUGAUAAUAUAUCUCAUUCUCUUGCACUGCAAAAUAGGUUGUAAUUACUGUUUGGGAGGUGCAGCAUAUUCACCAUCAAGUGAAUCGGGCAAUAUUUAAAUGUUGGUCUGUAAGAAAUAUCGCAAAUUGAAAAACUAUGCACUUGCAGAAUCUGUUUAAGGAGACUUCAUAACAGCUGUACCAUUGUAGCUUCUCCAACAUUGCGUGCCAAGUACCAAAUAGAAUAUGGACUGCUGGCCGCCAGUGACAAGUUCUGCUGUGACACAGCACUGAGAAUUUUUGUUUUUAUGGUGGACUUGGAUUUAUAAAAUCUUUGCACUUGCUCGACUGCUUGGGUGCCUUCACGAAGCUGUUCUUUGUAUUUUGUUACUUUUAUGCUUUGUUUGGAAUAUACAACACAGCUUCCUCUUUAAAUUUGUGUCAGGUGCCUGAAUUGACGGAAGUUAUUGUGAUCAAAAACACUUGUGCCUGUGAGCACAUUUCAUCAUCAAUGUUAUCUUUGAGUGCACAGGCAGGCAGAAACGUUGAAAGAUCACCGAGUGCUUGUCACUGUUAUGGGCAUUGUGUUGAAUGCGAGGCUGUACAAAAAUGAAGUUGAUGCAAAAAGUAGUCGAAGAGCAUAACUCCUCACAUUUAUGUGCCGACAUGUGCAUGUUUAAAUUGAUGUUUAGAUUGUCUUUGACAGAGUGAACGGAAAAGGGCCAUGCAUUGUGGUUUCGGUGCAGACGCGUACUACGAACUGUCUUCAAUGCUGCUUUUGUGCACAUUGGGCUAAGCUCUCUCGCAGUUUAGUUCCAGUUUUUCUGAGAAUGCACACGCACUUUGUUAUGUCAAAAGUAGUCAGUCAUUUCACCAUGUAAACAUAUAGGAAGUGCAGAUGCAUUUUUAGCGUUCCAAAGGGCAUUUUUUCUUUACUUUCACUGAGCUCCCAUGUUUAGCAGAUGUGGUACGGGUGCAGGCAGAAGUCAUAUUUUAAAUGUUAAACAUUGAUUUUUGAUGAGCCUUUGUUAGUGGUAGCGAAAUCCUUUUGAGGAACUUCAUCUUGUAGGCUUCAUUUUUUAAGAUAGGAAUGCGCAUUGCACUUGGUGCAAGUUGUUUAUCGGAAGAGCCUGCCCACCUUGAGAACAUAUCAUAUGUUGCCAGAGUUCUCAUCAUUAUCAUGCCAUUUCCUUGCCGUAGGUUUUUAUCUUGUGUGGUAUGCUCUAGUGAAUGGGUGUUCCUAGUAUGCAUGCAGAGUGACUAUUUUUUGCUACGAGGUGCGACUGCUUGAUGAUACAUGGGCAUUGUAUAUAAUGACAGAUGUGAGUUCACUAGUCGCACAGAUUAUUCAUUUGUUUCCAGAGUGUACAAAACUUAUAUACAAGUUUCAAUGAUGUAUGAGUGCGGACUAACCGAGACACAAUUUUGGUGGUGCCCUUGUUUGCGAAAUAAUUCUUUUUUGUUGUCCAUAAAAAAAAGGGGGGGGGGCACACAUUGUUAUCAUACCUUUUUUUGGCUUGUUUUAUCAUACCAAUUCAUUAUAGCAGAUUUCUUGCCUUAUUGUCAUACUUAGCCUACGAGGAAUGCUCAUUUGUGAAAUUUAUGCUAUAGAUAUCGAGGAAGUGUGUGUGAGUUUGCACCCUCCUUCCCUGUUAAAAAUGUACAGAAACUGUAUAUCAACACUCAUUCAUGGUAGGAUACCUUUUUUUUUAUCUUUUAGAAAACUGACUGAAUUAAAUAUACAUAUUCAAAGCCUGA
Rhipicephalus sanguineus (brown dog tick) is the source of this 7811-nucleotide messenger RNA. RefSeq names its product PHD finger protein 21A. Lineage: Eukaryota; Metazoa; Arthropoda; Arachnida; Ixodida; Ixodidae. The transcript has 12 exons. The record is from RefSeq and is a predicted model, not a curated record. The coding region runs from base 355 to 1896 and encodes 513 amino acids.